Molecule: messenger RNA, 2473 nt
Organism: Paramecium octaurelia
Lineage: Eukaryota; Ciliophora; Oligohymenophorea; Peniculida; Parameciidae
Source: the annotation of a GenBank genome assembly
AUGUCAUUAGCCUAAUUCAUACAAUACAACCAAAUCACAUUUUUGAAUGAUUUUUGGAAUACUCUUCGACCAGACUCACAAGUAAGCUUUCCAUUCUCAUAUCUGCCUAGUUAUUUUAUGAUCGAGGGAAAGAAACUUUCAUCUUUAGAGAAUAAAAUCAAAUAUUUAUAAUCUAAAAAAGUGAACUCACCACAGUUGUGCGCAUAUAGAUCCCUUAUAAUGGAAUAAUAUAUAGUAUGAAUAUACAAUAGGAUAACUCCUUCGUUGCUUAUUAAGUAUCUGAAAACUAAUUAGUAAUUUAUUAUCGAGUAUUAAUUAGUGGAUGUUUUCAACCAGAGCAAACAGACAAUUCUAAUACCAAGCGCAAUAAGAGAAGAAUUCAUACAUUAUUCAAUUUGAAUGGGCGAAAGGGUCAUUAGGAAUAUUUGACAUAAUGGUUGUAGAAAAUCACGGAAUACAUUUGCUUAAAAUUGAUGAUUAAGUAAGGAAAGUCAAGUUUUUAUAAUAAAAAAUAACUUGCUGUUGGUAUGAACCAAAAAAUGAGGUUCUGGCAACUUGUUGUAGCAAUCAUAAUGGAUUAAUAUCUACUUACUUCUUUAAGGAAAAGAAAAAGGAUUUCAAAUACAAAGGACCUGACUUUUAUUUAGAUGAUUUUGAACCAAAAGAUAGGACUUCCACCUUUGCUUCGAUAUUCAAAUCAAAAAAAACAGAUAUCCCCUAAUUUAUUGUCCCUACCGACAAGAAAAACAAAGAUUUAUGUCAAGAUGAAUUGAUAUCAAAUUUAAGUUUUAGAGUCUACUUAAUUCACCUAUACGGCAAAUCCCUCUUAGCUUUUUCCAAUUCACAAAGUGGCAAAUUUUUGUUUUAUUAACUACAACACGAAAAAAUUACUGAGUAAAAAUACCUGCUUAACUUUCCAUCUGAUAUCACUGUAAUUUAUUUUUAUUAGAUAUUAGAUUAAUCUAUCAGUAAUUGAUAAUCUUAUUAUCUUAUCAACUUUCAAUGAAAAAUUCUCCUAGGUGUUUGAUGUCAAAAAAUAAAGACCAGAAUCCGCCCUUGGGGCACCUUAAUCAAUCUUUGAGUAAUAAGAAAUUCCAACUAUCAAAUUUAAGGAUGUAGAAAAGUAGAAUGUAGUGCAGUAAAAUUAAUAGAUUAAAGAUGUUUAAUAGAACGAAUAAACUAAGAAAAGUUCAAGCAGGAGUUUAGAAGAUAACUAGAUUGAUCGGGAUUAAGCAUAAAAACAAUAAUCUUCAAACCAACAAUUAGAUUCUGAACAAAAAACUGAUGAAAUCAACGUAGAAGAUUAGGAGUUAGUCACACAAAAUUUUGAUCACUAGGAUAUUGAUGAUAUUGAAUAAUAAAAGUAAUAGAAAUAGAUUUAGAAAGUAUAAAAAAAUGAGGAAACUUAAUAAUUUAGCAAUAUGUAUUCUGCAUUUGAUGUUUAAACUUUGAUCCAAGAAAUUAAAUUAGCUGACGAAUAUUUUUAAACAUUUUUAGUUAAAAGGAAAUGGUGCGCUCUAACUUAACAGAAUGUUUAAAUUUAGAGUCGAAUUUGUAAAUUUUAUGUUUAUAUUUUAGAUGAGCAAAGUUGUAAUUUCUUAGAAGAUGAUUUAAUAAUUAAUUACAAAGAAAAAUAAAUUUACUAAUUUACAUUGAAUUUAAAGUACUUACCAAACACCUUUGAAGAUGAACCAGAAGAAGCAUUUUGUGGAUUAUUAAGGAGAAGCAAUUGCAAAAAUGCUGUUUUUGAAUUUUUAAUUUAAUUGGCAUUAAAUAAUAAACCAAUUAAAAUCUUUUAGAAUAUUUUUGAGACCCUUGUGAGAGUCCAUUCAGAAACUGUUGGAUUCACUUAAAAUGAAAGAUUAUAUAGUGGAUACACUGUCUUAUCGCCAUAAGAUUUCAAACUUCAUUUCUUUUAGGUCUUAUCAGAAAAUGAAAACAUGAAUAUAUAAUUCUUAAUUGAGAUUCUCAUUGAAUUUAUAAGAUAAUUUUAGGAACCAUUAAAGGAAUUAAUCGAAAUCCAAAAGCUAUUAAUUAAAUUAUUAAUUAAAACUCAUAGAUUUACUCAUUUGCAUUUCCUAAUUCAAUAUUAGGUUCUAUUAGAUAAUUUAGAAUUUGCAAAAUUGUUAAUUGAUAUAAGUAAUAAGGAAUCUCUCACCUUAAAGGAAAGCAAAUCUGAACCAUAUGAACCAGCUUACUAAUUAGGAUUAGAUAUGCUCUUUAGAUUGUCAAAAUAUGAAGAACUAUUAGAAUGUCUGUUAAAAUAUGGAAAAGUAUUUGCAUAAAGUUAUUUAAGUUUCAUGAUGCAGCCUAUUUGCUAAAUAAGAUACCUAAUAUUAGAAUGAGAUUACCACCAAUUUAAGAAGGCAUCAGGAAUUCUGAUUGUUAAAGAGAAGAUUUGCUGUUCUACUUAGAAGAUGCUUAUAAAAAAUAAAAAACUUAUUUUAGUGUUGCCGAAGUGAAAACUUUGUGA